This is a messenger RNA of Plutella xylostella (diamondback moth), 779 nucleotides long. RefSeq lists its product as uncharacterized. The record is from RefSeq and is a predicted model, not a curated record. NCBI's taxonomy places the organism in Eukaryota, Metazoa, Arthropoda, Insecta, Lepidoptera, Plutellidae.
CGGAAUUAUUAUGGAAACUGAAAAAUUAACACCUUAUUACUGGCCUGCCUAUAAGAGGCUACUGCAGCUCUGUAUAUUCACUUAAAUUGUAACAAAACAUACUCAGAGUCAUAUAACAUUUUCGGUAGUUGAGUGCAUACAAACACAAUAAAAAUGAAGAUCGCUCAUUCAACAAUCAAGACUUUAUUGCUAUCCCUACUGGGGAUAUCCACCGUAUUUGCAGAAAACAAUGAAAGUAAUAUUGAAGUUAUACCUCUAACAAACACUCAACAUGAGAAACAACAUACCUCGGACUCGGCCGUUCCUAACACCAAUACCAACGUUUUAGAUAAUAAAAAUCCAUUGGCUGAGUUAAUUUUGAAUGACAAUAACGAACGGAUUAAUCAUAGUGAGGCUCAGUCAAGAGUGAAAAGGCACUUUCUACCGUAUUAUCCAGGAUACUACCCCUACUACCGACCAUAUCCCGUUCCUCUACCGCUAGUAGGUGGUUUCGGGGGAGGUGUGAUAAUCGGUGGAAUAGGAGGCUAUGGCUACGGCAGAGGAUUCGGUGGCUAUGGCAGAGGAUUUGGUGGCUAUGGAAGAGGCUUCGGAGGCUAUGGAAGAGGCUUUGGCGGGCGUGGUUUUGGAGGACAUGGAUUUGGGUUUGGCGGCGGUCAUGGCUUCGGAGGAUUCGGAGGACACGGAGGAAGAGGAUAACUUAUUAAAAAGAUAGAGGACCAAUUGUAAACUGAAACGAAACGAUUGAGCAUUUAACUAAUAAAAAUUUAAUUUAGAAGUUA